Molecule: messenger RNA, 1647 nt
Organism: Fusarium sp. VM40
Lineage: Eukaryota; Fungi; Ascomycota; Sordariomycetes; Hypocreales; Nectriaceae
Source: the annotation of a GenBank genome assembly
AUGGAGUCGGAAGCCAACCAUAAUCCCCUCGACGAGGAUAUCAAUAACACAGAGCGUGUCCAGGACUUGGAAGUGAGGGAAGAGCCUCUUUCGCCACUGAUAUACGGACAAUACGCUGCCGACCAUACCGACGCAUCUGGCAGCCUGUACGCUGGGAGUGAUGAUGAAUUAUAUCAAGAUAACUUGCAGUCUUCACUCAAAAGGCCUGCUGAAGGAGAUUUAGCCCCUCGGCUUUUCAAAAGGCAAAAGGGCGUUCUCAACACCGACUAUUUAGAUCUUCUCAAUAAGGAUAUCGAAGAUGCUGCCCAUCGGGUUUGCUUCACUGUCGACGACGAAGCAUCACUACUCUACCCAAGCCAAAUAGGCCUCACCUACUGGUCGGUCCCGGAGAAGAAGCUAUUCUUUGAAGCCAUCGCACGCUUGGGCCAGAUUGACCUUCCGGGAAUUGCAAACCGUAUAGGCACCAAGAGCGAAAUUGAGGUAAACCAUCACCUUGACGUUCUUCAAAGAGCUCGGCUUUUGAGGCAGCGAGAAGUCAGACGUCCGGCCAUAGAAUUUUCUGAAAUUCCUGCUGCGGUGGAACUUAGCCAGCAAUGUUGCCAUGCCUUGGAUGAAGCUGCGGAUGCCAUCUCUGUACGCCAGGAGCGAAAAGAAGAGCAAAGAGAAGAGAGCAAAUGGGGAGAGUGCUGGGACAUUACUCCAAGAAUCGCACGACGGCUCGAUAAUGGCGAGAGUGUCAGUGGGGUCGAGGGCAUUCACUCAUCUAAGCUCUUUAACCUCCACGCCUGGUUGAGACUAUCUGAGCGCAUUUUUAUGAACUCGUCUAUUCCUAGUGAGAACUGGGAUUCUAUCGAUAACAGCCCACCGUCAAUGUGGGCUACUACAUUUGAAGACUUCCAUGCUUUGGCAGUCUCUAUCACAAAACGACUCGUCCAGACAACAAUAUUCCUCAGCAUGUCAAGAAUCAAAGCUAAAAAGCAACUUGUACCAACUACUCGCGAGAUCAUCAGAGCACAAGACGUCGAGGCAGCCGUGGCAUCGUUAGGACUCGCCCAUAAUUCUCGUCAUUUUUGGAGUAAAUGCGCACGAAGACUAAGACUGGAGGUACACGAGGAGCCGCCCGAUCGUGAUGAGGAAGGUGAAUAUGAGCCUCUUAGCUACGAACAGGUUGAAAGUCUUCUGUCAAGAAGCGAUGAGGAUGGGGAUUCAACCGCCGAACCGCAAACCGAUCUGGAAGAAAUCGUCAACGGCUCCGAAAACGAAGCCCUAAGCUCUGACUUUGAAGAGCCCCCUACACUAUCUGACGAAGAAGGUGCUGCAAUCGAACGGGAAGCGAACGAGGUGUUGCAGUUCUCGGCCGCCGACUUUCCAGAAACACACCGCAAGAAAGAGACUCUCAAGAACCGCAUUGCAGUGGAGCGACGACAGGAGCAGUACGCCGAAGAGCGCGAUCAGUACGUCAACUGGCAGGCUGAGGCCGAGAUGUGGGAUCUGCUGCAUAAGAGGCCGCCUAUCGAACUGCCCAAGAUACCGGAACCGGGUCCGCUGCAGCGGUCGACUAUGGACGUGGAGAGCAUCUUUCCCAUAGGAAGGGAUUGGAGAUACAAGACCAAGUACCGCAGCGAAUGGGAGGAGGUACAGGAAUAA